Molecule: messenger RNA, 1560 nt
Organism: Paramecium pentaurelia
Lineage: Eukaryota; Ciliophora; Oligohymenophorea; Peniculida; Parameciidae
Source: the annotation of a GenBank genome assembly
AUGGAACCAUAAAAUUGUAAUUAAUCUACAUUUAACAUUAGCAAUGUCUAAAUCACUUAUAGAUGGAUUUGAAAACUUAUUACUAACUUAAACUUAAUUCACUACAUAAAGGAGAAAAGUCUUUUUGGAAGAUAAUCUAAAAUAUGGAAAAGAAAUUGAGAGAGAUUAUAAUAAAUUAUAAGAUAUAAUAGAUGUAUAUUGAAUAUCUUAAUAAUAUAUUAGAAUAUAUAAGGUAAAGUUGAUAAAAUUAUCAAAUCUUAAGAAGAUGAUUUUAUGAUUGCAUAUAAAGAAUAAAUGGCUGAAAUAUAAAAAGAAUUAAAAGCUAUGAAAAGAAAGAUAGAUGAAGAGGCACUUAGAUAAAAGGCAGAUGAAAAAAAAAGAAUCUUAGAAGAAGAAAGAGAUUAUUUUAGGGAAGAAGCAUUGAGAUUGGAUAAAUUAUGUUAAGAACAAUCAAGAACCCUUGAAGAAAUAAAAUUUAAAUUAAAAAUAACUUAAGAAGAAAAAUAAUAUUAUGAAGGAUUUGUUAUUGGUAUAAUAAUAAUAUAAAAAUGAAUUUAGAUUCUAAAAAAGAAAAUAAAGCUUUAAAAUAUGAGUUACUUUAAUUAUAUAAAUAAAAAAGUGAAGAUUAAAAAAUUGGUUAAAGAGUUGGUUCUGUUGGAAAUAUUAAUCAACGGACAGUUAUAAAAAAUAAUAUAGAUUAUAGAUCAUUUACAUAAGAUGGAACACUAAUGACUGCUAAUAAAGAUGAACAAGUUGAAGGUUCAAAAAGAGAUUUUUCAUCAAUAAAAUAAGGAUAAAAAACUUAAUUAUCAACCAAAAUACAAGAUUAUGGAUCAUCUUAACAUGAUUUCUUUAGAAGAGAUUUAUCUUCUUAAAAACGAAGUAGAUAUAAUUAGGAUAGUUAAUAAGUAUCAUUUUGAUUUAUUAGAUAUAAGAUAAUACAAAAUAGGAAUUAAUUUAAGAACUUAGAUCAUAAUUAUAAAAAGAAAGAUAAAUAAUACAAUUAUUAAAAGUUGAAUUAUCUAAAUAAAAUUGCUAAAGAGGAGAAUUAGAAUAGAUAUUAUUAGAUUGUGUUAAUGAAAUGAAAAAAGAAGUGUUAAAUCGCUAAACUUAAUAAAAAUAGUUUGUAAAUCAUAGAUCUACUUCAUAUUCAUAAACAAAUAUAGAAGGAAUAAUAAAUUAUUCUUAAUUUACUCAUACUGAUAAAAUGUAUAUUUUUUAUAUAUUAAUAGACAAUUAUUAAAAAGAUUUAUAUCUAGUGAUGAAUUUUUACAUUAAUUAUAUUAGAUUACUUUUAAUAAUUAGAUUUAAUUAUCAACUUCUUUAAAAUUGAAUGAGAAAUGGAAAAUAGAUGCAGAUGAUGCUACUAAAAAAUUUAACAAUUUCAAAUAAUUAAAGUUUAAAUAAAAAACAAGCCAACGUAAGUUUAUUAUAAUUUUAGCAAUUUUAAAAACUUCAUUAAUAAAAAGGCAAGACUAAGAAAUUGUUUAAACUACAUCUAAUUUUAAUGAUAAAACAAGAGAACUGAUUAAUUAAAUUAUUAAUGCUGAUCAAUCUUGA